CCACUUGAAGUCUUGUUUCCUCCCUCCUUUAUUGACCAUAACCUUUUUUCUUCCUUUCAACUGCUUUGCUAAUUGCUAUAUGAAUGAGUUUCAUUGUAGAAUUGCCUUUCUUUCUUUGAUAACUAACUAAAUAGCCAUGGCUGGCCACCAAUCAUCAGAAGCAGAAAAUGGAAGAGAAUCAUCAGAAGACUGCAGAGAAAGGGAUCCAGCUCAUCCCCUGUCACAGACUGCCUUCUAUGGGAAGCACAGGUUGCAGGCUGCCAUAUCCCAACUCAAUAAUCAAAUCAGCAUCAUGGAGGAAGAAUUGAAACAACUUGAAACAAUAGGGGAAUCCUCCAUAGUCUGCAAAGAUGUCAUUUCAAGCGUUGAAUCCAUUCCAGAUCCUCUCCUUCCAUUUACUAAAGGUUCAAUGGAUGCUGGUUGGGAUCGAUGGUUCGGAGGUGCCCACAACUCUCGAAAUAAUCAUAAGCGCUGGGUUUAGAAAUUUUAUUUCCUAUAUUUUGUUGGUUGAAUUUUGUAUGAAUUCAUAAUUUACUAGUAUUUCCCUGCAAGAGAUAGGUUAUAAUGUACUAGUACCUCAUAAAUGAAUUGAAUUUUGCAUUUGGUUA
Molecule: messenger RNA, 608 nt
Organism: Lotus japonicus
Lineage: Eukaryota; Viridiplantae; Streptophyta; Magnoliopsida; Fabales; Fabaceae
Product: guanine nucleotide-binding protein subunit gamma 2-like
Exons: 4
Coding region: 137-481 (114 amino acids)
Source: RefSeq, a predicted model, not a curated record